Messenger RNA from Aspergillus nidulans FGSC A4, 1198 nucleotides. RefSeq lists its product as uncharacterized. The coding region runs from base 1 to 801 and encodes 266 amino acids. The transcript has 3 exons. Gene Ontology annotation, molecular function: beta-D-glucose oxidase activity; flavin adenine dinucleotide binding; oxidoreductase activity, acting on CH-OH group of donors. The record is from RefSeq and is a predicted model, not a curated record. NCBI's taxonomy places the organism in Eukaryota, Fungi, Ascomycota, Eurotiomycetes, Eurotiales, Aspergillaceae.
AUGGUGAUCGACAUUCAACCCAGUCUCCUCAGCAAUCCUCACGAUGUAGCCGGCAAGAUUCGACUCAUCAUCGUCGGCGGCGGCUUGACUGUUUUCACAGCUGCCGCCAAGCUAACUGAGGACCCAAAAGUCAAGGUCCUUAUCAUUGAGAAGGGCUUCUACGAAUCUAGUGACGGCCCAAUUAUCGAGGAUCCAACCAAGUAUAGCAAGAUCUUCAGAACCAGCGCUGACCAGAACUUUUUUACCGUGCCGCUUAUCAACAACCGCACAGAGCUCAUCAAAUCUGAGAAAGGCCCCGGAGGAUCCACACUGGUCUUUGGCAUGGACGGGUGGAAUUGGGAUAGCCUGUUCCAGUAUAUGAACAAGGGUGAACGAUCCCGUCCUCCCAUUGAGGCUCAGAUUGCCACUGGCCAUUCCUUUAAUUCCUCGUGUCACGGAUUAAAUGGGACCAUUCACACAGGGUACCGUGAUACUGGCGAGCCGUGGUCUCCGCUCAUGAACGCGUUGAUGACAACUGUUUCCGAGCAGGGUAUUCACACGCAGAUCGACUUUCACUGUGAUCGACCUCGUGGCGUUUCUAUGAUUCACAACAAUGUUUUGGAAAACCAAGUGCGCGCGGAUGCAGCCCGCGAAUGGCUUCUUCCCAACUAUCAACGACCCAACCUAAAGAUCCUCACCGGCCAAGUCGUUGGAAAAGUCCUCUUCGACGAGGAGUCGAAGGCUUCUAGCCUUACUGGUGAAUGCUCGGCUUUUGAUGCAGACAUUGACCAAUGGGCUGAGUAUGUUACUGAGUACUUCUAGCCUAAUUAUCAUGUGGUUAGGCUUGCUGUAUGAUGGCUAGGGAACUUGGUGGUGUUGUUGAUGCUACGCUAAGUUGUAUAGGACGAAGGGACUGCAUGUUAUUGAUGGGUCUAUCCCGCCUACCCAGGUUUCUUCUCAUGUUAUGACUGUAUUUUAUGGAAUGUCCUUGGAAAUUGCUGAUGUUAUCCUGGUUGACCAUGCGAAGGCUUAGGGUGACCUUUGACCAAACUUCUGCUGCUCGCGGCGCUCCGCAACCUGGCGACCUAUUUCAUGUUCUCUUCCUUCCAACUUCAUAUUAUAUACUUUGCAAAUCAAGUGCACUGAUAUUGCUUCCAUAAUCGAUGACCGCUGUUGAACAAAAGGUUCGGGGAGAUAGCCAAUUAGGACUAAUGACAGC